Molecule: messenger RNA, 1825 nt
Organism: Dendrobium catenatum
Lineage: Eukaryota; Viridiplantae; Streptophyta; Magnoliopsida; Asparagales; Orchidaceae
Product: amino-acid permease BAT1 homolog
Exons: 8
Coding region: 114-1664 (516 amino acids)
Biological process (GO): transmembrane transport; gamma-aminobutyric acid transport
Cellular component (GO): membrane
Molecular function (GO): gamma-aminobutyric acid transmembrane transporter activity; L-glutamate transmembrane transporter activity; L-lysine transmembrane transporter activity
Source: RefSeq, a predicted model, not a curated record
CUUUUACAGUUUUCCUUGGCUCAUGCAAGGCACCAGUUGAACAGAAGAGUCUCACUUUUUCGUGAAGCCUACUCCCCCUCUCCUUCCUUAUCCUUCCAGCACGCAGAAAGGAGAUGGUUACCUCCCAAUCUGCUAAUGUUGCCGUUUCAUUAGACUCCGGCCAAACCAGACUCAAAGAGCUCGGUUACAAGCAAGAGCUCAAGCGCGAUCUCUCGGUGUUAUCCAACUUUGCCUUCUCCUUUUCGAUUAUAUCGGUUCUCACGGGAGUCACAACGCUCUACAACACUGGACUCAGAUAUGGUGGACCUUCUGUUAUGACUUAUGGGUGGUUUCUUGCUGGGUUUUUUACGACAAUGGUGGGGCUGUCAAUGGCUGAGAUUUGCUCGUCUUACCCGACAUCAGGCGGACUCUAUUACUGGAGCGCCAAGCUCUCGGGAAAGGAUUGGGCGCCCUUCGCUUCCUGGAUAACUGGAUGGUUCAACAUUGUUGGGCAGUGGGCUGUAACCACUAGCGUAGAUUUCUCCUUAGCACAACUUAUCCAAGUGAUCAUCCUUCUCAGUACUGGAGGGAACAACGGUGGAGGAUACCUAGCAUCCAAAUAUAUGGUUAUAGGAUUUCAUGGUGGGAUUCUUCUCAUGCAUGGGAUCAUAAACUGUCUAUCAAUUAGUUGGUUAUCAUUUUUGGGACAGCUUGCUGCUGCAUGGAACGUCUUGGGUGUUUUUGUCCUCGUGAUUCUCAUUCCCUGUGCUGCUACCGAGAAGGCCAGCGCAAGAUUUGUGUUUACUCAUUUUAAUACUGAAAAUGACGCUGGGAUUCAUAGCAAGGUUUACAUAUUUGUGGUGGGACUUUUGAUGAGCCAGUAUUCAUUGACAGGAUAUGAUGCAUCUGCGCAUAUGACUGAAGAAACUAAAAGUGCAGACAUAAAUGGACCAAAAGGAAUAAUUAGUGCCAUUGGUAUAUCAAUCAUUGUUGGUUGGGGCUACCUAAUUGGUAUCACAUUUGCAGUUACAAAUAUCCCUUAUCUUCUGAGCCUUCACAAUGAUGCUGGAGGUUAUGCAAUUGCUGAGGCGUUCUAUCUUGUCUUUAAGAGUAGAUAUGGCAGUGGAGUUGGGGGCAUCAUCUGUUUGGGUGUUGUUGCCAUUGCCAUAUUCUUCUGCGGAAUGAGUUCAGUGACAAGCAACUCAAGAAUGGCCUAUGCAUUUUCAAGAGAUGGAGCAAUGCCUUUUUCUUCAUUUUGGCAUAGGGUUAACCGGCAAGAUGUUCCUGUAAAUGCAGUAUGGCUUUCUGCGUGUAUAUCAUUCUGCAUGGCACUUACGUCUCUAGGAAGUGUAGUAGCAUUCCAAGCAAUGGUGUCUAUAGCCACCAUUGGCCUCUAUAUCGCCUAUGCUCUCCCAAUCUUUUUUCGAAUAACAUUGGCUCGUAAAUCUUUCAUUCCUGGCCCUUUCAACCUCGGCCGCUAUGGAAUAAUUACUGGUUGGAUUGCAGUCCUAUGGGUGUUGACCAUCACUGUCCUCUUCUCUCUUCCUGUGGCUUACCCAAUCACAAAGGACAAUUUCAACUACACGCCUGUAGCUGUUGGUGGCCUACUGCUAAUUACAGUCUUAUCAUGGAUUUUAAGUGCAAGGAAAUGGUUUAGGGGACCCAUAACUAACAUAGAUACUUAAAUAAGAGGUUUAUUUAAGUCAAUAGCAUAGGCUUAUUUCAUCCCCACCUCUUUUAUUAGCAGAAGCUUCUUGCAUUAUUUAUGAUGAGGAUGCUAAUAUUCAUUUUAGCUUAUGAAAUUGUUGAAAGUAAUGAAGACUACAAUUUUACUUGGGUUUUUUUU